AUGCAAGCUCUCCAUGCAUCGGUCGAGAUCAUGUAUUCUUAUGGAGGCAGAACUCCACUGAAUUGGGAAAUUAGGUCUGCCAUUGCACUUGGAGCUGCUCGUGGCAUCGAGUAUCUGCACUCGCAAGGUCCCAGUGUCUCUCAUGGAAACAUAAAAUCAUCCAACAUCCUCCUCACCAAAUCCUAUGAUGCCCGAGUUUCUGAUUUUGGUCUCGCACACCUUGUCGGGCCCUCCUCCACUCCCAACCGAGUUGCUGGCUACCGAGCCCCUGAGGUUACCGACCCUCGGAAAGUAUCCCAUAAGGCAGAUGUCUAUAGCUUUGGUGUCUUGCUCUUGGAACUGCUAACUGGGAAGGCCCCCACUCAUGCCCUUUUGAAUGAGGAAGGGGUCGAUCUUCCCAGAUGGGUGCAGUCCAUUGUACGAGAAGAGUGGACUUCUGAGGUCUUUGAUCUUGAGCUCCUCCGCUACCAGAAUGUUCAGGAGGAGAUGGUCCAGCUAUUGCAGCUUGCAGUAGACUGUGCUGCCCAGUAUCCUGAUAAACGCCCUUCAAUGCCUGAAGUUGCAAGGCGCAUUGAAGAGCUACGUCGUUUUAGCUUGCGAGAAGAUCAUGGCCCUCAACCUGAUUUCAUCAAUGAGUCAGAUGAUGUGUCUUCUCGGUAAGUUCUUCAGUGACUGCCACCAUCCCUUCCUAAUGGAUUGUAGAAGACUCUUCACUGUUUUCUUAUGCCCAUAUAUUGUGUUAAUUCUGGUGGUUUGGUUGUAUGCUUGAUCCGGGCCUCCCCCAUCUUCUUUCCUUAGGAGCCAACUGUCAAUUUUUUCAUUUCCUUUUGUAAUUUUUUUUUCUCUUCUCCCAUUUCCCCCAUUGUACUAGUUUGUUAUUGCCCUUUUCUCAUUAAUACUUUGGGGUGGGUAUCUGUUCCAUUAGUCAUUGUUGGAUGAUGGUGGUUGUAAUUAUUACUUUUGCUUUUACUUUCGCUUUUGCUUUUGAUGCAACUUUUAGCCUGCUGAAGUUGAGAUGUUGCAGUUGCUCUUA
Molecule: messenger RNA, 1033 nt
Organism: Juglans regia (Persian walnut)
Lineage: Eukaryota; Viridiplantae; Streptophyta; Magnoliopsida; Fagales; Juglandaceae
Product: probable inactive receptor kinase RLK902
Exons: 2
Coding region: 1-660 (219 amino acids)
Biological process (GO): protein phosphorylation
Molecular function (GO): protein kinase activity; ATP binding
Source: RefSeq, a predicted model, not a curated record